Messenger RNA from Seriola aureovittata, 2616 nucleotides. RefSeq names its product Fc receptor-like protein 5. The record is from RefSeq and is a predicted model, not a curated record. NCBI's taxonomy places the organism in Eukaryota, Metazoa, Chordata, Actinopteri, Carangiformes, Carangidae. Gene Ontology annotation, molecular function: transmembrane signaling receptor activity. Gene Ontology annotation, biological process: cell surface receptor signaling pathway. Bases 95 to 2254 code for a protein of 719 amino acids. The transcript is spliced from 12 exons.
CUCUCUCUCUUUUUGCUCGUUAUUAUUCAUGUAAAGUAGAAACAUUUCCCAGAAGCAGAGCAGCAGGGCGACGGUGUCAGUGCUGGAUGUGAAGAUGGGGCACACUCUGCUCUGUGUGCUGUCCUUAUUCUUGCUGAAUACACUCUUCUACGGAAAGGCUGAAGAACCUGAACCCAAGGCCUCUCUGACAGCAGACAAGACAGUUAUACCAGCAGGGGGCAGUGUGACACUGACCUGCUCUGUGGACGGCUCUGAUGACUGGAAAUACUACGGGUUCAGACGUGACUCACACUCUGCAGCUGAUCCAGUAAGAGAUGUUAGAGCACACGGAGUUAUGGUUGUCACAGAGGGAGGUUUCUACCACUGCAUAGGAGGGAGAGGAGACCCAGAGUUCUUCACUCAGAACAGUGAGGAAGUCCACAUUCAGAAAACUGUUUACAGUAGGGUCACUGUGACUCUGCAGCCCAGCUCAUCUCUGAUAUACAGUGGUGAGAAGAUCACUGUCAGAUGUGAGAUCCAGGGAGGUGGAGACACUGGGUGGACGUAUGAAUGGAGAACAACCAGCUCAAACAAUCCUCCAUCACACAGUGAAUACACUAUCAGCAGAGCUGCUGAGUCUCACAGUGGAGACUACAGCUGUAGAGGUAGAAGAGACUAUUCCUUAACAGAGUGGAGUCAGGUCAUGAGAUUGACAGUAUCACGAAGUAAACCCACAGCCACUCUGACAGCAGACAGGACAGUUCUACCAGCAGGGGGCAGAGUGACACUGACCUGCUCUGUGGAUCGUUCUUACAGCUGGAAAUACGACUGGUUCAGACGAACCUCUGUCUCUUCUGAAGCUGAGACUGUAGGAGACACAGACCAACCAAACACAGUCAUAACACAAGGAGGCGUCUACACAUGCAGAGGAAGGAGAGGACAACCAGAGUUCUUCACACAAGAAAGCAGUAAAGUCACCAUUAAGGAAACUGUUUCCAGUAGGGUCACUGUGACUCUGCAACCCAACUGGUCUCAGAUAUACAGUGGUGAGAAGAUCACUGUCAGCUGUGAGAUCCAGGGAGGAGACACUGGGUGGACGUAUGAAUGGAAAACUAACAGCUCAUUCAAACCUUCAAAUCAACAUGAAUACAGGAUUAGUUCUGCUUCAUCAUCCCACAGUGGAGACUACAUGUGUAGGGGCAGAAUGAAAAGUGCACAACAUAAUAUAACAAAGUGGAGUGAUUCAGUCAAAUUGACAGUGUAUGACAAAAAACCCCGGCCUGUCCUCACUGUGUCUCCAUCAUGGCUGAGUCCUGGAGCCUCAGUAACUCUGAAGUGUGAGGUUGAACUUCCAUCUGCAGGAUGGAGGUUCUACUGGUACAAGGCUGUUCCUGAUGGAUCACAGCGCUCCUACAGAUAUGAGCUGCUCCCUGGAAGCAGCAGUGGGACUGAACAGGAUUCCUACAUCGUCCUUGGUCAGACACACACAGCAGGAUAUGUGUGUAAGGCUGGAAGAGGAGACCCAGUGAUUUACACUGAGACUAGUGAACUAAAGUUUGUCUGGUCUGGAGAUGUUCGUCCAUCAGCGUCUCUCACAGUGAGUCCUGACAGAGUGCAGCACUUCACCUCUGACUCUGUCUCACUGAGCUGUGAGGGAAACUCUACUGAGUGGAGAGUGAGGAGGUUUGAUGAGAGUAAAUACCUGUCACACUGCUCUGACUUCGGGAUAAUUACUGGAUCCACAUGUAACAUUUACAGUUAUGGGCCCAGUAAUGCAGUGUACUGGUGUGAGUCUGGAUCAGGAGAGUUCAGCAACACAGUCAACAUCACUCUACAGAAUUAUUAUACUCAUGGUAUUAUCCUGCUGAGCCCCGUCCGUCCUGUGACUGAGGGAGAGUCUGUCACUCUUGGCUGUAAACUCAGGACAGAACAACAUCUUUCCAGUGUGUUUUUCUAUCAGAAUGACAAACUCAUCCAAAAUGAUUCCAGAGUGGAGCUGAAUAUCUCUGCAGUGUCACAGUCAGAUGAAGGUUUCUACAAGUGUCAGUCCUCAGGACGAGUGUCAGCACAGAGUUGGAUGUCAGUUAAAGCUGUGCCAAGACCUGAAAGCUCUUCAUUUCCUGUGUUGCUGAUCGUUGGGCCGGUUUGUGGAAUAGUAUUGAUCGUUCUCCUGCUGCUGUUUUUUCGCUACAGAAAUUCAACAGGUGGAUGUGAUGGUGCAGAGGAGAGCUCUGACUAUGUUAAUGUGAAUCCAGAUUCAGCCAAAGGUCCAUAAAAGAUGAAAACGAUCAACAUAUCAAGGACAACAUGAAAGAAAACACACUCAUGUUCUGGCAGUGAAGGACUUUGUGCAGCUGAGCAGCAGAUUAUAUGAACAAAAACAGGAUAUUAAUCUUAAAGUGCCUUUUGCUUAAGUAUAUCAAUGAAUACCCUAUUUUUUUAAAACAACUAUAUCAUCUUUUAACUUGAAUUGGUUUUGAAUAUUUUCAUGGUGUCUUUACAUAUAUCAGUCACUCAGCCUCAUCAUGACAUUAAUGAUAGUUGUUUGUCGCUUGUUACUGUUUCUAGUUCAGUGUUUUGCAGCAUAGCUUGUGUUUAUGGUAAUCUCACUAUUAAACAUUUUAUACAUACAGCGUA